AGCUCACAUUUCUAUUGUGAAUUGUGAGGUUACAUUUGAAUGCGACAUCUUAAAUCCUUUAAGUGCUGUGCGUGUUUAUUAAUUUGAAGUUCAAUGAUUUAUCAAUGCGUUGGUGAAUUCACGGAUUAAUUGGAUUAUAAUUAAAUCCACACUUGUUUCUUCAAGCCAACAUUUUCAAAUUGACGUGGCUGUUCACAAUAGCAUCCAGGUAGUUGGGUUUACUAUUGUGCACAACCUCAUUGAACCGGUUCAUUUUCUUGAACAUUAAAGUUUAAACAGUUUGUGAACGGUUUGCGUUGGUCAGUUACUACAGAUUGUAUAUAUGCAUAAAAUGUGCGCCGCAUAUCACAGACCGUUAGUUUUCUGCGGCCCCUCCGGGUCUGGCAAGAGCACUUUGGUUACUAGAAUGAUGCAGGAGUUCCCGGAAAAGUUUGGAUUUAGUGUUAGUCACACAACCAGAAAACCUCGCGCUGGAGAAACUGAUGGCAAACAUUAUCAUUUCACUUCCAAAGAGGAGAUGCAAAAAUCUAUUGAUGAUGGAAAAUUUAUUGAAACGGCUACUUUCAGCGGAAACAUGUAUGGAACUAGUUGGGAAUCUGUUGAAGCCGUAGCGAAGCACGGCAAGGUGUGCGUGCUGGAUAUUGAUGUACAAGGAGUGAAGCAAAUCAAGAAGACUUCCUUUAAGCCAUGGUAUAUUUUUGUCGAGCCUCCGUCUAUGGAAGAAUUGGAGUCCCGACUCAGAGCUAGGAAUACUGAAAGCGAAGAGAGCUUGAACCAGCGGCUAACCGUAGCAAGAGAGGAACUUCUUUAUGGCAGGUCUCCAAAAGCUUUCGACGUAAUCAUCACAAAUGACAACUUGGAUCAUGCAUAUGACUCACUGAAGGCGUUUUUGAUGAAAUAUGUCUUCAAUGCUCCGCCAACCACUAAUGGAAAUGCAAAGGACUAUUAAUAGUAGACGCUUGGUACUUAAUGCUUUUUUGGUCGAUGUGUAAGGUAAUUUUUAUCAUUAACUGCCGCUUAGCUGUUGGUCGAAAAAAUUCAGUUAAGUUAGAGCUAAGAAAACCGCUGUAUAUUUUACUAGGUGUGGAAUACUGGAAAUUCAGCUUGAAAAAACACCUAAACUUCUUUUUAAUCGUUCUAAAAAUAUUAUUUAACGAUUUGAAAAGCUCACAUUAGAGGUAUUUCGAGAAAGCUGGUGCUCAGUUAUUAAUCCCUUUUUAGUCCUACGCAUUUUUUCUUUAUAUAUAUUAGAGUAGUAUACAAGGACUUGACGGAACAUACAUGAGAAAAUUGAAAAAUAUCGGAAAAUUAGCUUUUAACUUAUUUUAUUCCUAAAAGCGAGUCACCUUGCCAUUAUCCGAAGGCUUGAUGCUUACAAUUUAUUGUUAAACUAAAUAACGCUAUAUUAGUAGUAAUUAUUGAAACACCCAGUUCAAUUUGAACAAUGGAAACUUAUUGAGUAAGUUACUGUGAGUGUUAAGAAUGCAGUAUUAACUGAACUCCGCGUAUCAACUUUUUUUACAACUCUACCCAUAUUAUUGAUAAUACUCUAUUACUGAAUAGCAAUAUAAAAUAUUAAAUAGUCGGAACCAAGCUAAUAGAUUUUUGAGCAAUACUUUCAUACAUAUCAGCAAAGUAUAAUGCCCAAAAAAGACCGAGGUUCUUUAUUUGCAGAAAAUAAUUCGGUCGUUUAACAGUAAUAAGAACAUGUGUUUCAUGUUAAGAAAAAGUCUGUUUAAAUAGUUGAAAAAUUGAAGUUAAUAUUGUAGAUAUUUACUGAACAAUUUAAAAUUCAGGUUUACGUCCCGAUGAUGUGUCGCACGCUAAUUAGUAAAUCAUUUCGAGAUGGUUUUAUAUUUAUUAGGGUCUGUGUUUAGUAGAGUAGUAUAGAAAAUAGGUUUUACUGAAUUUUACCCAAAUUUUAUUAAUAAACUGCUCAGCAAAAUCAACGUUACAAUGACAAAUUUGGACCCACUUUAGAACUCGUUAAAUUCUGAAUGCUGCGAGCGAUCCUCUUUCUGUUUGAAGCGUUGUUGAGUGCAAUUCUUUUUCCGUCAGUGCGUGUUUUUGCAUAAAAAUAAUAUAAGUUUUUUAAGAUAAUUUUUUUACAAGAUGGACAAAAAACUUUUUUUGUAUUUCAACACCAUAGACAUUAAGAUAGGCCUCGUAUUUCCACAAGUUUUUAAAUUUUUCGCUCAUAUCGUUUAUUUACAGAGUGGUCUUAAACAAUAACAUUUUUGGUGUUGCAGUUAAAUAUUUGAAAGUAAAUUUAUCAUUUUUUUCUUUGCCGUCCUGUGGAAAAUUUAUCUGAGGUGCUUAAUUUUUACCAAAGCAUUGACGAACAGAAAACAAAUGGGGCUUGAUAAGGCUUCAAACAGACACGAAAUCGCUAGAAGCAAUCAGAAUUUAUUCAGUGAUAAAGUUAGGGCAAAUUUGGCUGUGUGUGACUUUGUUAAGCAUUUUAGUUGCAUUUAGUAAAGAAAGCCAUGUGUUUUAAAACGAAGCAAAGUAUGUGUUAUUAUAGCUUUAAGACUGAUUGAUUUAAGAGGACAAAAUUAUUUACUAUGUUAAUUUUAGUCGCUUAGUAGUGCCAUUAGGUCUGUGGCGGAAUUAUAUUAUUGGUAUUUCAGCCAGUGAAAAUAUUGUCUCGUAACGUUUCUUUUCUAGUCUAAAGUAUUACAUGGAGGUCACAUUUUGAAAACAAUUUAUAUUUGGACUGUGCAAGUGUAGUAUUUACUAGCCAUAGUAGUACUCUGAGUUGAAUAAAACGAGUUAUUUUAGAAA
Molecule: messenger RNA, 2784 nt
Organism: Dendroctonus ponderosae (mountain pine beetle)
Lineage: Eukaryota; Metazoa; Arthropoda; Insecta; Coleoptera; Curculionidae
Product: guanylate kinase
Exons: 4
Coding region: 323-949 (208 amino acids)
Biological process (GO): purine nucleotide metabolic process
Cellular component (GO): cytosol
Molecular function (GO): GMP kinase activity
Source: RefSeq, a predicted model, not a curated record